AAACACUUGGUCUUUAUUUUGGAGAACUUUGGAUUUUUCGGUCAGUUUUUGCAUCGGUUGGCUAGGCCGUGGUUAAGCCAAAAACCAUGGGUUCUUGACUAACCACCCACCCAGCGAUGGGAAGAUCUUCCCAUCGAUGGGUAAGCGGUCCCUUAGCCAAACCUAUUUCCAAAACCAUGCCAAGCAGCGAUGGGAAGUUCUACCCAUCGCUGUUCAAGCCUUGGUACAAAAUUAACACAAGGCAGAACAACCUUGCCCAGCGAUGGGAAACCUAUCCCAUCGAUGGGAACCCAGCGAUGAAUGGCGAGGAGAUUCCAACGAAGAAGGUCGGUGAAAAGCUCGUCCCAAAAACCGAGGACGAAUUUGAUGCCGAAGACAUCAAAAAGGUGGAGAACUACGCCAAGGCAAUCAACAUGCUGUAUUGUGCUGUCAACCCUGAUGAUUAUCGCAAGAUCUCUUGCUGCACCACUGCCAAAGAAAUGUGGGAUAAGCUGGAGGUCACAUAUGAAGGUACGGACCAAGUUCGGGAAGCCAAAAUUGACUUCCUAACGCAGGAGUACGAGAUGUUCAGAAUGAAGGAAGGCGAAAAGAUCGAUGACAUGUUCGAUCGGUUCUCAAAAAUCAUCAACGACCUUCACGCUCUCAGGAAGACGUACGCCAACAAAGACCUCAAGAAGGGAAUAGCGCUGAAAGCAACCAAGGAGACCGUGGAAGUAGACUCAAGCGAUGAUGACAACGAGUUCGGACUCGUCAUCAAGAAAUUCCACAAAUUUAUGAAGAAGGAAUUUGAGCGCAAAGGAAGAAAGCAUGACGGUCCCCCGAAGUGCUAUGGGUGUGGCGAGAUAGGCCACAUCAAGCCGAGGUGUCCAAAAGGCAAAAGCGGCAAGGACAAACCUGGCUUCAAAAAGCAACGUGCCUAUAUCUCAUGGGGUGGUGACUCCGGCGACGAGUCAACUGAUCAAGAAGAGGAGGAAGCCGCCAACCUCUGCCUCAUGGCACACGAAGACCACGUCGACGAAAUACAAGAGGGACGGUUCGAAGUGAAGAAUUCUGGAAAUCAAGGGGAACCAGCGAUGGCAAUGGCCGGUGGAAAAUCCAAGAGCAAGGCCUCGAAGAAGAAGACCGCCGCCGAGGCUACGAGCUCUGCACCUCAACCCUUCCCAUAUCUCGACGGUUCCUUCUUGGAGUUCGGGUCGGAAGAGGAACUCUCUCGCUUCAUCACCCACUUCGCCAAGCGCCCCAUCUCUCCGCCAAGGGUGCUACCCGAGCUAUACCCUCAACAGAAGGGUUACUACGACCUUGACAAUCAACUCAAGGAGUCGGGUCUGUGGCCCUUCGUCUCCCGCAGUCGCACCUCCUUCAAUCCCGCUUACGUUUGGGCUUUCUACUCCAAUCUCCGCCGGGACGGGGACACUAUUCGCUGUAGCAUCAAUCUCGUGGACUUAGAGUUUGAUUUAGCUACCUUUGCCCGGAUCGCAGGUUUGCCCACUCGCGGUGACGACAUCGCGACUUAUGGUGGCGAUGAUUGGAUCCUCAACAACGAGGCGGUGGUCAUCCGAGAGCUUGGAAUCACCAACCUCGUCCGUCACAGCGGUGCACCAACCAUUCACUCAGCCCCGCCGGAGAAGCGCCUUCUACUCUACAUCCUCACCCGGAUUCUUCGCCCCCGGGAUGGCAGCCACACGUGUCUCUUCAACGAGGACCUCAAGGCCGUUCAUGCAAUCACCCAUGGCGCCUCGAUCAAUUGGGCGAAAUACGUCAUGAUCCACAUGGCGGAUUGCGCCUCAAUCUCCACCGAAAGGAGCUUGCCAUACGCCUUCCUCGUCAUGGAUCUCAUUGUCGCAUUCGAAAUUCACAUCGUCGGCCCGGACACGAAGAUGACAAAGAUCUGGAUCAUCCAAGACAGCACCUUCCGGAAGAAGUCCGUCCAUGGCCGAUACCCUGAAUCGGCUAACCGUCACCGUGGAUGGCAUGGGCCAGUACCUGGAGUGGAGAGGAUGGACUGGUCGAUACAACGCCAAGGCCACGACAUGAGGGCGUACUUCCGCGGCAUCAACUACGUCCCGCCGCCCUUUGACAGCACCUUCCUCGGCCAAAACUAUGAAGGCGAGGACGACGAGGAUGACUCCUAUGCCCCGUCCUCCUCCCCCGACGAGGCCGACUUUGAUGAGGCGGUCGACGGGGAUGCCAUGGACAUCGAGAACGACGAAGAAGACGAUGACGACGAGGACGAGGACGCCGCUGCCUAGACUCUUCUUUCUUUUACUUCCCUCUAUGAUUGUCCUUUUUAUUAUUUCCUUUCCCUUGUAUUCCGCAUUUCCUUUUAAAGAAAUAAAAGUUCACCUU
Messenger RNA from Cuscuta campestris, 2346 nucleotides. Lineage: Eukaryota; Viridiplantae; Streptophyta; Magnoliopsida; Solanales; Convolvulaceae. The record is from the annotation of a GenBank genome assembly.